UGUGUGCACGUUGGUGGCGCGAAUUUGCACCAUGUGCGAUACGUGACUUGCCUGUAAAAAUAAAGUACACAAUACUGGCUGCGAUAGGGAUCGAUUGUUUCAUGAUAAAAACUUAAAUCAACAAUUCAGACGUAAUCGGACCAUAUGCCAUGAACGGGACUGCGGUUGAAACCUCAGUCGAGCCGACUGUUGCAAAGAGACAGAAGCUUUCCAACGGCGGAGAGGUACAUUUGGACAUCAUGCCUGCUAACGACACAACCGUAGUCACUCCAGCCCCUGAGGGUUGGUUUGGGAGCGAACCCCUGGCAACCAACGACCCUGCCAUAGCGAACAUCAUCUCCAAGGAGAAAGACCGACAAAGGCGCGGCCUGGAGUUGAUUGCCUCGGAGAACUUUACCAGCCGUGCCGUGUUGGAGACGCUAGGCUCCUGCCUGCAGAACAAAUACUGCGAGGGUUACCCUGGAAACAGAUAUUACGGCGGCACCGAACACUAUGACGAACUGGAGCUCCUCUGCAUCAAGCGUGCCCAGGAGGCCUACGGCCUCAACCCCGACGAGUGGGGCGUCAACGUCCAGCCCUACUCCGGUUCCCCGGCCAACUUUGCCGUCUUCACUGCUGUCAUCGGUCCCCACGGCCGCAUCAUGGGUCUGGACCUGCCGGACGGCGGUCACCUGACCCAUGGCUUCAUGACAAGCCGUAAGAAGAUCUCGGCUACCUCGGUCUACUUUGAGUCCAUGCCGUACAAGGUGAACCCGGAGACCGGGUACAUCGACAUGGAUCGAUUGGAGGAGAACGCUCGUCUCUUUCACCCCCAGGUGGUGAUUGCUGGCAUCAGUUGCUACUCUCGUAACCUGGACUACGCCCGGUUCCGUAAGAUCGCCGACCAGCACGAUGCGUACCUGAUGGCUGACAUGGCGCACAUCAGCGGUCUGGUGGCAUCUGGGGCCGUCCCCAGCCCGUUUGACCACUGCGACAUCGUCACCAGCACCACCCACAAGACACUGCGGGGGCCAAGGGCUGGCAUCAUAUUCUUCCGCAAAGGUGUGCGUAAGACCUUGAAGAACGGAACGCAGGUCAUGUACAACCUGGAGAAGACCAUCAAUGAAGCCGUCUUCCCUGGCUUGCAGGGCGGUCCACACAUGCACGCCAUCGCUGGUGUUGCUGUCGCACUGAAACAGACGAUGAAGCCAGAAUUUAAGACGUAUGCCGCAAACGUCAUCCAAAAUGCCCAAGUCAUGUGUAAAAGCCUUGUGGAGCGUGGCUACAAGGUUGUGACAGGUGGCACUGACAACCAUCUACUCUUGGUUGACCUUCGACCAAUCGGACUGGACGGUGCUCGCUGCGAGAAAAUUCUGGAGGAUAUCUCCGUGGUCUGCAACAAGAACACCUGCCCUGGCGAUCAGAGCGCUUUGAAACCCAGCGGCCUUCGCUUCGGCACUGCCGCGCUGACAUCGCGCACGCUUACGGCUGCCGAUUUUGAGAAAGUGGUGGACUUUAUUGACAGAGGCAUCAAGCUGACAAAGGAGGUGGCAGCAAUCAGCGGUCCCACCCUGAAGGAGUUCCGAGAGACGGUGGCCACUAACGAGGAAGUCAAGAAGAAGAUUGCCGCGAUGCGGGAGGAGGUGGAGACCUUUGCCAUGAAGUUUCCUCUCCCCGGCUUCUAAACACUAAACUUCCACUCACCACUGUCGAAAUACGGCAAUAAACGAUGUUGUAUUCACAUAAUUAAAAAAUAGUAGAGGUAAGAAAGCAAAUCUGUACUAUUAAGGAUUACAAUCUUAUUUCUGAAUUGAAUUAAAAAUUCAAGUGUAUAUCAGUACCCGAAGAGGAUAUUUUUCAUGAUUUGUUAGGCGUAUCAGUUCCAUAAUUGAAUAUUUUCAAUUUGAAUAUUUUCAAUUUGUUUUUAAAUUUAAUGAGUUUCAGUUUUUUUCAGUUUUCCAUUGCAAUGUCGGUUUCGUUCACACGUCUUUUUUGUUGUUGAAAAUACUUGACCCAGAAAAGUAUGGGGUCCAUUUUGACUUGAUUAUCAUUCCGUGUGCAUUUGUCAAAUUGUAAAAUUAUUCUCAAAUGCCAAAGAUGUACAUGUAUUGAUAUGCGUGCCUUUUGAAACGGCAAGUGUAAUUUACAUGUACAGGUACUAUAUAAAACACUACAUGUAUUCAAUAGUUUCGUUAAUUUUUUUUGUUUGUUAGAAAUCUUCCUAUAAUUGCAUAAAUUCAAAGAAAAUGCAGACAUGUAGAAAAUGAUCUACAAAAAAAAAUCAUUGUUAAUAAAAACAAAUUGUUGUCUAUUGCCGGAGUCUGAUCAGAGCCGGGGUACAAAUA
Molecule: messenger RNA, 2324 nt
Organism: Patiria miniata (bat star)
Lineage: Eukaryota; Metazoa; Echinodermata; Asteroidea; Valvatida; Asterinidae
Gene: shmt1
Product: serine hydroxymethyltransferase, cytosolic-like
Exons: 8
Coding region: 150-1664 (504 amino acids)
Biological process (GO): tetrahydrofolate interconversion; L-serine catabolic process; folic acid metabolic process
Cellular component (GO): cytoplasm; cytosol; nucleus
Molecular function (GO): protein homodimerization activity; mRNA regulatory element binding translation repressor activity; zinc ion binding
Source: RefSeq, a predicted model, not a curated record